CUCAUACAAUGCUUUUGAAGGAGGCAGGCCUACUUGGCGCCACGCAGCCAGUCAGGAUGCUGUGCAGCUUUUCCUCUUCUCCAUUGCCCCACCACAGAGUAGCGCAGCAGUUCAGACAGUAUAGUAGAACCAACGUAGCCAUACAUAACGAAUAUAUUAGCAGCGCAAAAUCCACUGGUGCCACCGGACUAUUUCCUUGCAGCGCAAUGAGCGGCCAGCACAGAAGGACCAGGAGCCUUGUCUCAUGUGCAGCUGCUGCAGCAGCGCCUGCAGUCACAGCAACAUCACUCAUACGACAGAUACAGCAUGACCUUCGAUCAAAGGCUCGCAGUGCAGUAGAGAUCACAGAGCAGUACCUGGAGCAGCUGGAGGCAGCUGAGCCGCAGAUUCGCAGCUUCAUCACAGUGGCGGCUGAGUCAGCGCGCCUAUCAGCUCGCCAGCUGGACGACAGGAUAGCCAGGGAGGGUGCAUCAGGGCUGGGCCCGCUAGCCGGCGUCCCCUUUGGAAUCAAGGACACACUGUGCACAGCGGGAGUGGAGACGACAGCAGGAGCGAGGGUGCUCAAAGGAUACGUACCCUCCUACGACGCCACGGCCGUCGCUCGGCUCAAGGCGGCCGGCGCGGUCAUGAUCGGCAAAACAAACUGCGAUGCCUUUGCCAUGGGUUCCACCACAGAGUCCAGCGACUACCAGGUCACCCGGAAUCCAUGGGAUUUGGACAGGGUUCCAGGGGGGUCUUCAGGCGGCUCUGCAGCUGCAGUGGCUGCCGACCAGUGCGUGGGGACUCUGGGGAGCGACACAGGUGGCAGCAUUCGGCAGCCAGCGCACUUCUGUGGCGUGGUGGGCAUCAAGCCCACAUACGGGCGAGUCUCAAGGUCGGGAUUGAUCGCGUAUGGGUCCUCUCUGGACUGCGUGGGUCCUUUAGCACGCACUGUGGAGGACGCUGCGCUCAUGCUCAGCACCAUAGCAGGGAGGGAUGACCUGGACGCCACGUCAUCGCCACGGCCGGCGCAGGAUUAUGCGGAGGGCCUGCCCCAGGCCAGCAGCCUCAGCAGCCGCCCCCUGGCCGGCAAGCGCAUCGGCAUCAUCCGUGAAACUACGGGCGCCGGCGUUGCCGCAGGGGUCUCUGACGCAUUCGCGAGGGCCGCGCGACAUCUAGAGAGCCUGGGCGCUGACGUGGAUGAGGUUUCUCUGCCAUCGUCAGAUGCCGGGCUGCCUGCUUAUUACGUCAUCGCCACGUCAGAGGCCUCCUCCAAUCUGUCGCGGUUCGACGGCGUGCGCUAUGGCCUCCACAAGCAGGUGGCGAACAUAAGGGAGUUGUACAAUGAGACGAGGGGCGAGGGGCUAAACGCAGAGGUGAAGCGCCGUAUCCUCAUGGGCACCUACGCUCUGUCAGCCGGUUACUACGACGCUUACUACAAGCGCGCACUGCAGGUGCGGACGCUCGUGCAGAGGGAAUUGUAUGCUGCUCUGGCAGAGCACGACGCGCUCAUAAGCCCGGCCGCGCCAACAGCGGCGUACAGAAUAGGGCAGGUCAACUCGGAUCCGUUGGAGAUGUACAAGGGCGACCUCAUGACUGUCAACAUCAACCUUGCAGGCCUGCCAGCAAUGGUGGUGCCAUGUGGAUUUGAGGAGGGCGGAGGUAGCCAGGGGCAAGCUCUGCCGGUGGGAUUGCAGAUCAUCGGCCGCGCUUUUGGCGAGGCCGACAUGAUCACCAUCGGACAUAUCUUUGAGCAAACCUGCGAAUAUGCCCGUGGCAGACCUGAGGGCUUCAGGUAGAAGUCAACAAACAUACCUGGGGAGCAAAGUAGUCAUGGUAAUGUCUAAGGAGUUUAGGAUAGUGUUCUGUGACGAAAACCCGUAGUAAUCUAGAGAUCACUGAGCUUGUGGGUUAGCCUCUAUUCCUUUAAGUUGUAAUGAGUUGAAGGUCUGCAAUUGCCCCUUGGUGGCGCCAGGGUGGCGCCUUGAAGGGCCUUUGCAAACCUGUUCAGCUGCUACUAGUACAGUACAGUACAGUACUGUGAUGGGGCAAAAUAUGUAUUGCAGGUGGCGCUUGUUUCUUUAGAAUUAUGGGUAUUGUAAAACAAUGCUCCCAUCAUGGGAGUCCCAUGUC
Coccomyxa subellipsoidea C-169 is the source of this 2112-nucleotide messenger RNA. RefSeq names its product glutamyl tRNA amidotransferase, subunit A. Gene Ontology annotation, cellular component: glutamyl-tRNA(Gln) amidotransferase complex. The transcript is spliced from 11 exons. The record is from RefSeq and is a predicted model, not a curated record. Lineage: Eukaryota; Viridiplantae; Chlorophyta; Trebouxiophyceae; Coccomyxaceae. Gene Ontology annotation, molecular function: glutaminyl-tRNA synthase (glutamine-hydrolyzing) activity. Gene Ontology annotation, biological process: translation. Bases 9 to 1778 code for a protein of 589 amino acids.